Molecule: messenger RNA, 1266 nt
Organism: Exophiala viscosa
Lineage: Eukaryota; Fungi; Ascomycota; Eurotiomycetes; Chaetothyriales; Herpotrichiellaceae
Exons: 1
Coding region: 1-1266 (421 amino acids)
Cellular component (GO): U2-type catalytic step 2 spliceosome; U2-type catalytic step 1 spliceosome; Prp19 complex
Molecular function (GO): metal ion binding; U6 snRNA binding; pre-mRNA binding
Source: RefSeq, a predicted model, not a curated record
AUGGCGGAAGUAGUACAAGCCCGCACGACACUCACUCCAUCUUCUCCCUCUCGCAAGCGCUCGGCGUCUCCAGAUGUAGAGCCCACCGCGGACUCGACCAGCGGCGCACUCACCACGACGAACAACGAAACCUCUCUCUCCGAACCACCCGCAAAGAAGACCAAACUGAUCCGGCGCAAGCGGCGACCGGCGCGCCCACAAGUCGAUCCCUCAACCAUCACAUCCGAGCCUCCCCCACAAACCGGCACAAUCUUCAAUAUCUGGUACAACAAAUGGUCCGGCGGCGACAGGGAAGAUGCAUACCUCUCCAAGACAGCAGCCCCCUCUCGCUGCAACAUCCGCAAUGACUCAGGCUGGACGGCCGCAGACAAGACUCCAGGAAGCUACUUCUGCCUAUUCUUCGCACGGGGCCUGUGUCCCAAGGGCCACGAAUGCCAAUAUCUGCACCGCCUACCAACCAUCUACGACGUCUUCAAUCCUAACAUAGACUGCUUCGGGCGCGACAAGCACAGCGACUAUCGGGACGACAUGGGCGGUGUAGGCAGUUUCACUCGACAAAACCGCACACUGUACGUCGGCCGGAUCCACGUUACGGACGAUAUUGAAGAAAUAGUCGCCCGCCACUUCCAGGAAUGGGGCGAGAUCGAGCGCACUCGUGUACUAACGGGCCGCGGCGUUGCCUUUAUCACAUAUGUCAAUGAGGCGAACAGCCAAUUCGCCAAAGAAGCUAUGGCGCAUCAGGCGCUCGACAACAGCGAGAUUCUUAAUGUUAGAUGGGCUACCGUCGAUCCGAACCCGCUCAGCCAAAAGCGCGAAGCCGCCAGGAUCGAAGAACAGGCUGCGGAAGCGGUCCGUCGGGCUCUGGGCGAAAGAGCGGUGCGCGAGAUCGAAGGACGGGAAACAGCUGAGGAGCGCGAGCAACGGAAAAUUGAGUCCGGGUAUGGACUGGAAGGAUAUGAGGCUCCAGAGGACAUAUGGUUCAAUCAACAGAAGGCGCUGGAGGGACAGCAAAGUGAGCAGAGGUUACUCGAGGCACCCUCUCAAGAACACACGUUGGAGGAGCAGCAGGACGACUCCUUACCGAGUACGGAGCAGCCUACUGAAGAAGCGAACGGCCACGAGAACGGCAUAUUUUCUGGGUCUACACUUGCUGCGCUGAAAGGGUAUGCAAGCGCUUCGAAAGGAAAUUCAAGCCCAGCACAGGCUGCACCGCCCAAAUCGGCAGGACCCUUGGUUGGGUACGGUAGUGACGAUGACAGUGAUUAG